Molecule: messenger RNA, 1000 nt
Organism: Anas platyrhynchos (mallard)
Lineage: Eukaryota; Metazoa; Chordata; Aves; Anseriformes; Anatidae
Gene: GNG4
Product: G protein subunit gamma 4
Biological process (GO): G protein-coupled receptor signaling pathway
Cellular component (GO): heterotrimeric G-protein complex
Molecular function (GO): G-protein beta-subunit binding
Source: RefSeq, a predicted model, not a curated record
GGGCGGGAUCGAGCGGGAUCGGGCCGAGCCUCCGCCGCACUGCCCGCCCGGCGGCCCGGGGCUUCGCCUGCCGGCACCCAGCUCGGCUCGUCGCCGCCGGGAGCAGCGCGGGGAGCGCCGGGCGGCACAAGCCAGGGAAAACAAAAUGAAGGAAUUAAUGUCGAACAGUACAACCAACAUAUCUCAAGCCAGGAAAGCUGUGGAGCAAUUGAAAAUGGAAGCAUACAUGGACAGAAUGAAGGUAUCCAAGGCUGCAGCAGAUUUAUUGGCAUACUGUGAUGCUCAUAUUGGAGAAGAUCCCCUUAUUAUUCCAGUACCUGCAUCUGAAAAUCCCUUCAGGGAGAAGAAACUCUUUUGUACUAUCCUUUGAGUCAGUUUCCAAUUAAAAAUAUCUUAUGUUAAAAUUUGGUAUUGGUGGUGCAUGCUAUUGGUUUUAGCAUAUUUUCCUCAGAUAUCAAUACUUAGCCCAGAGUUACAAUAUUUUUAGAAGGUAGUGCAUUUUCUGGUAUAAAUAAGUAAAAGAAUCCUAAAAAAAAAUAUCAAAGUAAUCCUUAUUUUUCAGACCAAUGCACAAGUUUAAUUUCAGUUUUCAUGAAGAUUAUUUGGGUCUUAAUGAAAGUAUUGAGUACAGUAUCAUAUUAUAGAUAUCUUUGCCAGUCAUAGAUUUUUCUGAGACCUAAAUGAGUCAUACCGACUCCGAAGCUAUUUUUAACAUUCUAAUUUUCUUUGGAAGGUGAGUUAAUUCAUUUGCCUUUACAAAUUUGUAUCCAAAAAGAGUAGUGUGACCUUUCUGCAAGUAGUAUUGUUUAGGAAAAAAUGCUGGUGAUUUACAGUGUUUGGAAUGAUCAGUCUUAUACAGUAAGUGAUGUUUAUAAAUAUGUUUUGUGAAGACUGUAAUAAACUGGACUACAAAAACAACCUUAGCAGCACUGUCAGCAUAAGCACAGUGAAAAUAUACAGUUACAUACGAGUUCUGCAUCAAUAAAACUGAAAAAACGUG